Molecule: messenger RNA, 1635 nt
Organism: Stylonychia lemnae
Lineage: Eukaryota; Ciliophora; Spirotrichea; Sporadotrichida; Oxytrichidae
Source: the annotation of a GenBank genome assembly
AUGCCAAUUUAAACCCGGAUUUUUCGGCGUAUCCCAAUUUUUUAAUAUUCGAAAACACAAUCAGCAGAUCAUAUAAUAAGAGGAAGAUCCAAAUAAAGAAUAAAUUAAAAGUAAAAGGCGGACUUUAUAAGAGAUAUCGAAAGAUUGCAUAUCAGAUUCUUUGAAUCAAGAUCAGUUGGCAAUUUAGAAAAGAUAAAAUAAACAAAUGUCAGUGAGAUAACUGAGACAUAAAAAUAAAGCUAAGCCAACAAAUCAAGUGCAACUCAACUUUAGCCAAAUAUUGUCGAAAAUUUAGCACUACUAAAGGAAGAGACUUAGAAACUGCAUUAAUAGAAAUUUCUUUAAAAAGAGGAGAGAGCAAAAUUACUCGAGUCCUCAUAAUAUUAGUUAUUGAUGAAAUAAUUAGAAAAGGCGCUUUUUCAUAAAAAGAAAAUAUAAUUUUUGUGGGAAGGUGUAGAUUUAGAAUACCUUAGUGAAAUUUUUACCGAAGUCAGAUAAGUAUUCGAAGCCAACAAAAUCAAUAGAGAGGAGGGGAUUUUGUUCCAAGAUAAGUACUUGAAUUUGCUUUAGUCAAUUGAGGAGUCUAAUUCCUAAUCUAAAAUUGAGAAAUUUUUCGCAAAAAAUCAGGUCAUGAUUCAGUAAAAGAAGAAUCAAAAGAAAAGCUCUGCAAAAAGCAAAAAAUUAGCAAAGAGAGAUAAGCAAGAUGCAAAUGCAUCUAAACUGCUAUUUAUUGUAGGAAAUACUCUAUUGAUACGAGAUUACAUAUUGAAUGAGCUUAAGUCCAAUCAUAAUUUGAUUAUUCAAAGAAUCUCUAUGACUUAGAAGAGAAACGCCCAAACUUUCAAAUACUCUAUCUUUGAAGGUACUUAAUCUACUGUUUAGUAUCAGUAAAAUGGUACCAAUUCUAAUAGUAUCUUUGAUGCAUUUUUUGGAAAGUUUAACUCCUAAAAUAUUGCCAAGACUUAGUAAUCACUGAACCAACCAUUGAAUAAUAGUUCACUUUCACAGCAGGGAGGAACUCAAUAAUAGUUUUCUUAAAAGAUCCUAUUUUUUGAGGACAUUGAUGUAGCUUUCUAUGAUGAGUCUGAAUUUUUCACACAGCUACAUAAAAUCAUGUAAAUUACUAAAGUCCCUAUCAUUAUGACAGCAAGUAACAUGGAUUUAGUAAAGAAUCUUUUCUUGUCAAAUCUGAAAGACUAAGAUAUUACAUACGAUUUAGUGAAGUAUAAAUACUGCCGACCUCGAGGAAAAGAAUAUGUCUGUUAUUUAAAGCUUAUUCAAAUCUUCGAAUAUUUUGUUAACCAGACUCUUGAUUAAAACAUUCAGGAGAUGAAUGAUGAUCGUAUUAAAAAAUUAGUUGAGAGCUUUAAAAUGACCUAAUUAGAAAAAAUAAAUGAUAAUGUGACCCAAUUAUUUAUUAAUCAUAAAAGAGAUAUCUCCUAGUUAUUAAAUGAGCUAUAACUAAAUUUGCACGUCUCAAAAGAUAAAAAACUUACUACUGAUAUUUCUAAAUAAAUUCCAUCUAAAAUUAAAAAAAGCGAGCAUAAGUAGUAAGAGGAAAUAGACAUUGAAAGUUAUGCAACUUUAAUGGACAUGACUAGCUUCGAUCUUAUUAUAAAUGACAGAAUAGUAUGA